Ziziphus jujuba (common jujube) is the source of this 3625-nucleotide messenger RNA. RefSeq lists its product as uncharacterized. Lineage: Eukaryota; Viridiplantae; Streptophyta; Magnoliopsida; Rosales; Rhamnaceae. The record is from RefSeq and is a predicted model, not a curated record. The transcript has 5 exons. Gene Ontology annotation, molecular function: protein binding. Bases 1 to 1305 code for a protein of 434 amino acids.
AUGGAGAACAAGUCUUACAGCUGGGCAGGGUCUACUAGGAUAUACUGUGGAGAUCAUGUGUUACAUGCCACUCGGGCUGGUUGUGACGGUCUUGGUGAUAGGUCUAAUGUCACCAACACAUCCUCAGGUUUCUUGGAUAAUGAUGAUGAUGAUUCUCUUCUAAUCAAUGUGAGAGCAUGGAUGUUGGAUGAAACUUUUAUCCAACUAGAGCCUGAGUCUGAGUCUAAGUCUGGUUUUGAUGGAGAGAUCACAUUUACAAUGAAGAAUUUUAAUUAUUUCAGAAAAUAUGUAGGGGCUAUGGAUGUAUUUAGUCCCAGUUUUGUUGUUGGCCAGUCUAAGCUUAGCCUUAUAGUUCGUGAGACGACUUCAGUGAAUGACGAUGUGACAUAUCUAUCACUUUAUUUGAGAAAAGCCUAUGAGGGUCUGGAAGAUUUUCUUGGCUUUUUUCAAAUAACCAUAGCAAGGGCGUCCUUGAAACUGAAUUUGAAUUUUAUUGGCCAAAUAUUAGGGGACGAGCAGCAACGUAAGAAUCUUGGCUUUUACCUCGAACUAUCUGGAGCAUGUGAUUUAACUUGUAGUCUAAAGUAUACUUUAAAGAUUAGGAAACAAAAAGGGAAGGGAAAAGAAUCCAAAAAGAAAGAGGAAGAAAAUGAGAAAAAAGUAGAAGGGAAUUGUUCUGAAAAUUCAGCCUUCGGCUGGUCUGAUUUUGUGCUACUUGGUGAUCUCUAUGAUGAGCAACGCGGUUAUAUUGUUGAUGAUACUCUCGAGUUCUAUGACCAAGUUGAGAAGAAGCUAUCGGAAGUGGAACAGUGGAAUGAGUCAUGGAAAGAGUCGUGGCAUGAAUUUGCUGACGAAUCACCUGUCAAUGUGGAAGAAGAAACAAAUGAUUCAGUGAGAGACAAACUUUCUGGGAUAAUUGCUUUCUUGCAAAUGAAUGCCAACAAGAUUAAGUCCAUAGAUGAAAUAUUACACAAACUGGGAGUGAGUGAUGCUACGGAUGAUGAGUUAUUAGGGGAAAUUAGUCUUCGUGAUUUCGAGUGGGCAUUGUUAGUAGAGGGAACAAAAGCUAAAUCAAAAGAGUCGAAUGAGGAUCUUCUUCGUCAAUAUAGCUUUUCGGUACUGAGGCUUAAGCUGAUUAAAAGGGAAAGAAGCAAGAAACAAGAGAGAUUAAUAUCCCUUUCGGAAAAACUAAUCAAUCCUUCAUUGGAUGACUUGAAGAAGACACCAGAUCCUACUAGCUUACAUGUUGAUGACCCGUUGGUAUUGAAGUGGGUCAAAACCAAUGUCCAAGGGGAACAACCAUGAGGUAAAUUGAGAGAAUACUUCAACUUUUAGAAAACAAAAGCAAUUAAUCCGGAUUUUGAGUGUCUAAUUGUUUACUGUAUCUGGCUUCUUCUUCUUCUUCUUUUUUUUUUUUUUUUUCCUAUUUGUUUCAUACAAAUAAUACAUAUAGCUGUCAGCUUUCUCCUACUUUUUGGAAUAUGUGCCUGUGGAAUUUGUGAAGAACAUGAGGAACUGUUGGAACAAAAUGGUGGACAAUUGAGGGAGUGAAUAUGUCAUUGUAUUUGAGCUGUUCAAUGGCAUGGACUUAAAAUUUCAAUAAUAUAGUACUGCUGAAUAUUCAAACCAGAGAAAAAAUGCUUUAAUAUUAUAUAUUUUAACUUAUUAUGUACUUUUAUAUGGAUUGGUAUAUUAUAUAUGCUGAAAACUUCAAUCCAAAAUGUUUCUUUCUUUUUUUUUUUCUUUUUUUCUUUUUUUUUUUUUAAGCUGCAGUGGUGAUUAUAUGUAGCAACAACUGAGGAAGUAUAGGGGGACUCUUCAUUGCUUCUCAGUUCUAACAGUUUGAAACCUAUUAAAAAUUUGUUGAUGCAAUACUUGGAAGAGAAUACAAAUGAAACUACCUUUUUUUUUUUUUUUUCUUGUUUUUCUUUAUUUGGAUCUUGACCUUUUGAUUAUUUCUUUUUCCCUGAUUUGCUUUUUGGUUUUCAAAAUUUUUCUUUUGGUAACAUCUGCUUUAAACUUUGAAUAAGAUUACAUCUGAUUUAAAAGCUUAUGGCCAUAGCUUGCCAAUGGAAAAUAUAUUCUCCUAAGUAAAGAAGUUCUUACAUGAUUCCAGUUCCAUAGAUCCAUAUUAAAGUUUGAACUUUGAAUUACUAAAAAGUAUAUUAUUAUGUUAAUGUAUUUUGACUUCAAAUAUAUAUCCAAUUUUGAUGAAAGACGAUGUUUUAAGGUAGGAGUUCAUUCCUAGAUCAAUAAGAUUAAUAAAAUUUUGAAUUGACAAAUAUUAAAUACAUUUGCUAGAUUUUAAUACAUUAUUUAUAUAUGCCUCAAAUUUGCUAAAAAUAUAUAAAAAUAAUAAUAAUAGCAAUAAAAUUUUAAGGAUGAAAAUGCAAAGAAAAAAAAAAUCAAAAACUAAAAUGCAAAAGCUUAACAAAGACUUAGUCGUAGGCUCUCAUGAAAAGAGGCUUGGGAAGGAGGGCUUGGACUUUUAUUCUACUGGGCAUCGGUUAGUCCUACAUAGCAGGUUCUUGUGGUAAAUUAUUUCCUAAGGCAAAGACGCACGCCGUGAACAUGAUGUAUUGGAAGAAAGUCUGCUUCUACCUUUUCAAAAGUCUUGCUUAAUUUUGACUCUUUAUGAUGGGUAGAAUUGUUUAAUUUUGACUUCGUUCAUGAACAAAAUUUCCUUUGAUUUGUAUUCUUUUUUUCAAUGUAAAAUAUUUUUUCUUCAAUAAUAAUUUUCUCUUCUUUUUUUUUUUUUUUGUAAAAUAAGUAUUUUAGAUCUAGAAUACAAAGACCAAUAAACUUAUAUCAUACAUGCCCCCCCCCCCCCUUUUUUUUUUUUAAUUUUAUUUUUCUAAUGCACUCGAAAACAAACCACAAGCCUUUUGGACUUGUCAACAAAAAAGCAUAGGAAACUAAAUCACGUGCCAUGGCAUAUAUUCCAACAGAUCACGUGGGCUACAUGACAUGGUCAACACUAUUCCACUCUGCCCGAUGCCUAAUCUUUUUUGACCCCAUCAACCCCGAGAAGAGAAUCAGCUUCCCAGUCAACCAGCACAUGAUUCUUUUGUGUGGGUCCCACCCCUCCAACUCCAUCCAUCUAUCAUCUCACAAAACGACAUUUAAGCAAACAGAAAAUAAAUAAAAAAAAGGAAAUUCACAAUUUCUCAUUUCUCAUCUACAGAGAGUCGGUCGGCCCCACUCAACAACGACACCUUCAUCAUUUGACUUUUUGCGCGUGCAUACCAAAUUUUCAGACACAGAAUCCAAUCUCCACCCACUCAUAAAAUUCUCUCUUUUUUAUAAAAAAACAAAAAAAUAUUUUUAAAUUUAAACAAAUGAAUAAAUAAAUAAAUAUAUUCAAUUCGAAGGCAUUGGCAUAGGAAAACUAUUUUAAUAUUCCAUUUCCAGUCCUCGCUUUCUUUUCAAAUUUACGUACAAAACCCUGCACCUCCAUUACAUGGUAUAGUUGACUUUCUUUCUUUCUUUCUUUGACUUUCUUUUUUAGUUUGUCGGGUGACUUCAACCUCAUGUCGGCCGGACGGUCCCAAUGUCACGGCUAGCUUUUAGACCGUCGAUCUGAGUACAUCAUAGAGGGGAAUUUUUUUUUCCAAAAAUACCCUCC